UAUUUAAUAUUGAUAACGCUUUUACUGUGCGAAUACAUUUCGAAUACUUGAGGAGAAUGAGAAUCUUAAAAAUUAAAGAUACUUAACACAAUUUACUUCAAAAGUCAUAUUAAUUACCACUAAUUACAUGUUUAUUGCCUAACCGAUCAACUACUGAUAGGUUGGUAUAAAACACAAUUUCAAUAUUUUAACAUUUUUCUUCUAUUUUGAAAAAUAAAUAUGAACUCAAAAGUAUUGGAAUCGGUAAAAAAAAUACUCAACUUUACAGUUAAACGUGGUGGAUUUGAUAGAGUUUUUGAUAAAGUUAAAAUAAUAUCAGCUGGUAAUGGGAAGUGUAUGGCAGAAAUGGUUGUAGAAAAAGACCACACAAAUGGAUAUGGUACACUUCAUGGAGGUUUCACUGCAUCUGCUGUUGAUUUAUUUUCAAGUUUAGCUGUAUCAACUCAUCCAAAAGUUGUUGAAGAUAUUGAUUCAAUUCCUAGAAGUGGUGUUUCAGUUGAUUUACAUAUAUCAUAUUUGGCAUCUGCAAAAAUUGGCGAAGAAAUUGUCAUAAAUGCAGAUACUAUUAAGCUAGGGAAACAUUUAGCAUACCUCGAAGUAAUUAUGUCUAAAAAAGCUGACAAUGUAAUAAUUGCAAAAGGAUCACAUACAAAAUUUGUUAAAGAAAUUUUUAUCAAGUAUUUUUUUAAAUCUAAUAUAGGUUUUUCCUUAAUUAUAAUUGACAAUUAUUAUUCUAGUAUAAUUAUUAUGAAUUACUCAAAUACAUUUGAAUCUGUGAAAAAAUUAUUUAACCAAUUGGUCAAAAGUGAUGGAUAUUACAAAAACUUUGAUAAGGUAAGAUUAGUAUCAGCUGGAAAUGGCAAGUGUGUUGCAGAAAUGGUUAUACACAAACACCAUAGUAAUAUUCAUGGAACACUUCAUGGUGGUUUUAUUGCAUCUGCUUUAGAUUUUUUUUCGAGUUUGGCACUAUUUACACAUCCUAAAAUUGCAGAUACUAUUAAUUCAAAGCCUAAAUUUUGUGUAUCAGUUGACAUCCACGUAUCAUAUAUGGCGUCUGCAAAAAUCGGAGAUGAAAUAGUUAUUGAAGCACAAACAAUAAAGUGUGGAAGAAAUAUAGCUUACCUUGAAGUAAUUUUAUCAAAAAAAUGUGUUAAUGAAGUAAUAGCAAAAGGCUCUCAUACACUAUAUAUUAUUCAAUCUAAAAUAUGAUUGAAUACUUGUAAUUUAACAAGCAUAUAAAGAUUGUUAUAAAAAAAUGUUUAUAAUAUUACCCUGUCAGUACAAGGUUGUAUGUUAAAAUGUAUGAUAUUUUAUAUAAUUAAACACAAGUAUUCCCUAUAUAAAUAUACAAGUUACUCUUGUAAAAAUCAACUUGUGCUUAAAAUCAAUUUGAAGAUGUUUGUUUUGUAAAGUCUUUUUUGAGAUAUGCUCUCUUGCACUCAUAGUGUGUUAUAGUUGUUAAAAUUUUAUUUUACUUGUAUUAAUUUUAUAAAAGAAAGUUUUUUUUACUAUUUUUAAAAAGAAAAAUUAUGUUAUAUGUAAUAUUUGAGUUAAAUAGUUUAUUAUUGUAUACAAUUGUUAUGGUAUUUUUAUCAGUGGCAGUUAUUAAUUAAGUAUUAUAUAAGUUCAGGAUGUAUGGUGAAUAAUUGAAUAGAUAAACAGUAAAUGAUUUACAUGCGGUUUAAAAAUAAAUCACUGCUAAUAUUUCAAAAUCUUUAAACGAUAAUAGUAAAAGUUGUAUGUUAACUAUUUUCAUAGAUGUUUGGCGGGGAUGAGCUAGCCCUAAAAACGUAAUUUCUUAUUUUUAAAUUGUAAUGUAAACUCUUUUCUUUGUAAUUUCGUUUUGGAAAUAAAAAAAAAAUUAUGAUGUUUUAAAAUUUUAAGAAUGCAUAAGGUCAAUUAAGAAUAAUUAGAGUU
Messenger RNA from Daktulosphaira vitifoliae (grape phylloxera), 1917 nucleotides. RefSeq lists its product as uncharacterized. NCBI's taxonomy places the organism in Eukaryota, Metazoa, Arthropoda, Insecta, Hemiptera, Phylloxeridae. The record is from RefSeq and is a predicted model, not a curated record. Gene Ontology annotation, molecular function: fatty acyl-CoA hydrolase activity. The transcript is spliced from 7 exons. The coding region runs from base 220 to 1209 and encodes 329 amino acids.